Messenger RNA from Cuscuta campestris, 630 nucleotides. The record is from the annotation of a GenBank genome assembly. Lineage: Eukaryota; Viridiplantae; Streptophyta; Magnoliopsida; Solanales; Convolvulaceae.
GUUCAGACUUAUUGGUGCACAUUCUGGGAACCGCAAGAUGGAAGUAAUUCUCCAACAACACAGUCCAUCUCCAAUACCACAGCUCCCUAUUGCAGUCAACGAAGGAGAAGCAUCUUAUGUCCCUUCUCAUCUGCACAUGACUAAUCUGAUCCUUGAAGCACAGCAAAGAAAUCCGGAAAACUCAGCACAGCACCUAUCCAGCUCAGGACUGGAUGGAACAGAAUUUAUAGGUGCAGUUGCUGACCACUUCUCAGAUGCUGCUCAAAGAGAGGAAAGGCGUGAAAACUUAAGGCGCAUCAAAGAACUGUGUGGGAACAUGCAGGGCCUUAGUGAGAUUGCCGGAUCUUCAAAACGCAAAAGGAACUGAAGGUUCUUUUCAUCAAACCAGGGGGAAAGUAUGUGAAAACAUUUGUUUUGAUGAAAAAACCUUCUUGUUUAAACAUUGCUUGAUUUAAACAUUGCUUAAGUAUGCCUUAAUUGCGCUUAUUAUGCUUGAUUAUGCUUAUCUCAAGUAUGAUUUUGUCUUAAUUAUUUUUCUGAAGCGCAUACAUUCAGGGGGAAUGUAAUUCAGGGGGAACUUACCUAGUUUUGGCUAACAAUUAUUUUUGGCAAUGAAUUAUUGAUAAGCUC